Rotaria sp. Silwood2 is the source of this 783-nucleotide messenger RNA. NCBI's taxonomy places the organism in Eukaryota, Metazoa, Rotifera, Eurotatoria, Philodinida, Philodinidae. The record is from the annotation of a GenBank genome assembly.
AUGUAUAACACGAAUAUUGAUAAUUCACCGAAUUCGGCUAACAUGCCUCCUCGUGGUAGUAGUGAUCGAUCAAAAUCGCAAACUAGAAAAACAAGAUCAUCAACAUUGAAUCGAUCAUUACAUCGUACAUUGAGAAGUCAAUCUCCAUCUUCAUCGAUUACCCGACGAAGUCAUGAUCAAAGAAACAUUGUAGCUGAUCCAAGUAUUCACUCAACCAAUAUUUUAUCAUCAUCGAUUCAUUCUGGAAAAAAUGUUCAAGCUAGUUUAAAUCUAGAUCAAAAUGAUGACGAUAUAACAAUGGAAUUAAAUAGUGUUGUUAUUGAUGUUAAUUCUUAUCAAAAUCAAAAUUUUCCAGCCACCACCAAUUCUUUUCAAGCAAUUCAUCCAUUUGAACUUGACAAAGCACUUCCACCGAAAAAGACAACAACUUUUUCAGGUAAAAAGACGGCUGAAGAAGUGUGGAGAUUCUUUGAAAUGCAACAUGAUGGCACGUACAAAUGUUUAUUAUGUUUAGAUACACACAAGGUAAUACAACAAAACAAUCGAGGUACAGCAAAUUUAAGAUCACAUCUUCUUUUUCAUGGUAUGAAGGACUAUGCAUUCAAAUCACAAGAAGAUCAACGAAAUCCACAGAAGAACAACACUCCUAUUAUUUCAUUAAGUCAUCAACGAAAACGUGAAAUUGAUGAAGCUUUAUUACAAUGUAUUAUUGAAGCUGGUCUACCUUAUAGUAUGUUCAAUCAUGGUUCCGUGAAUAAAUUUCUUAAAGUUCUAAUACAGUAA